Messenger RNA from Rhododendron vialii, 1143 nucleotides. RefSeq lists its product as uncharacterized. Lineage: Eukaryota; Viridiplantae; Streptophyta; Magnoliopsida; Ericales; Ericaceae. The transcript is spliced from 2 exons. Bases 1 to 1143 code for a protein of 380 amino acids. The record is from RefSeq and is a predicted model, not a curated record.
AUGGAUAAGAGUUGGAUGUAUCAAUCUCGGUUGACCAGUGAGUAUUUGAACGGAGUAAAGCGAUUCUUGAAUUUCGCAUUCCAAAACGCAAGUAUCGAUGGGAAAAUUGUUUGUCCAUGUGUGAAGUGUGGAAAUGGCAGAUGGGUGACGCGAUCUAAGGUAGUAGACCAUCUAGUAUGUGACGGUUUUAUCAAGGGUUACACAAAAUGGAUAGCUCAUGGAGAAGCUAUGUCAUCUACUACAACUGCUUCGAUUCCCACUAAUUCUGGUAAUGCUUUGGGCACAAAUAAUAGCAUGCGUGAGAUGCUGUAUGAUACAUUCGGGAUCUCAAAUAGAGAUAUUGGUAUGGAUGACGUGCCAAAUAAUGUAGAGUUGUUGAAUGCAGAUGCUAAAAAAUUUUAUAAGUUGGUAAGUGAUGCCCAAAAACCUUUGUACCCUGGGUGUAAAGAGUUUUCAAAGCUUUCAUUGCUCGUUGAACUAUUUCACAAUAAGUGCCUUGGAAAAUGGACUAACGACUCAUUUACCAAGCUACUUCGAACGUUCAACAGGGUAAUUCCAGAGGGUGAGAAAUUGCCCAACUCAUACUAUGAAGCGAAAAAAGUGUUGGGGGAAUUGGGUCUCUCGUACAAAAAGAUUCAUGCUUGCCCUAAUGACUGCAUGUUGUAUUGGAAAGAAUGUAUUGAUGAUACAGAAUGUCAUUGGCAUGAUGAGGGUCGCACCAAAGAUGUUUGCAUGCGUCAUCCUGCCGAUUCCCCUGCUUGGCAGACUUUUGACUUCCAACAUAAGGAAUAUGCUACAGAUUCACGUAAUGUUAGACUUGGAUUAGCGUCAGAUGGAUUUAAUCCUUUUGGGAUGAUGAGUGAUGUGCAUAGUACAUGGCCUGUCAUCUUGAUGCCAUACAACCUGCAACCUUGGAUGUGUAUGAAACAACCGUACUUCAUAAUGUCGUUGCUUAUACCCGGUCGUUCAGCACUUGGAAAUAGCAUUGAUGUUUAUUUGCAACCAUUGAUAGAGGAGCUGAAAGAGUUAUGGGGGGUCGGAGUAGAUACAUUUGAUGCUUCAACCAAUCAAAAUUUUAAGAUGCAUGCUGCCUUAAUGUGGACUAUCAAUGAUUUUCAUGCAUAUGCAAAUUUGUCUGGGUGA